UCUCAUCUUCCUUGCUUGUCUCGCAGACAAACACGCCAGUUCCACGACUUCCUCGCGCCACUCUUUCUCGGUCCGCCGGUCUCCUCCGGAGAGCUCGCCCUCACCACCACGCCGCCGCCUCCUGGUCGCUGGACUGGACGACGCCUCCGGGAAGCUCCUCCCGCCUCCACGCCUAGUCACAGGACCCGCCCACACGGUCUUCCCGGCGAGCAGCGGCGGCCAGCAAGCCCACCCAGGCGCCGUGAAUCCAACGCCGGUCGAAGAUGUCGUCGCAUCCAGGCGACCUGCAGCUCAUGGACGGCCCAGUGCUCAUCCAGCACGGCGACAAGGACGACCUGCUUAUCGACGUCCCGGAGCCCAUCCAGCAGGACGACGACAAGGACCACCUGCUGCUGGCCCGGACCAAGAGGUGGAUAAAGGAGAUGCGGGUGGGGCUGAUGCUGCUGGCGACCAUCCUGGCGUCGCUGGCCUACCUGUCCGUCCCGUACCCCCCGGGCGGGUUGUUCUGGAGAGAGGACAAAGCCGGGCCAUACCCAUACGGGCACGACGCCGGCGACCCGGUGCUGCCCGGCCAUCCCAUUUUCAAGUCGCUUAGCACCGUGGCCUUCCUGACCUCACUGCUGCUGGUCUCCAGCGAGUGCUUCUACCGAACGUGGGACAGGGUGGCAGGGCUGCUGCUCCUCGCUCUCCUCGACCUCGCCUGCCUUGUUGGCGCCUACGUUGUCGGCGCCAGUCCGAAUGGCUGGGGCUGGUUCAUCAUCGUCGUAUUCCCCUGCACCGUCGUCGCCUGCAGUUUCCUCUUCUUCUCCGUCCCCUUCAUCACGGGUAAUAUGGAUGCUACUGCGGUUCCUGCGUCGUCUCGCCAGGCUCUGGUGGUGACCAGCAUGGAGAGAGCGGCAAGGAGCGGGCGCUGUGGGUCAUCUUCCGGCCAUUCCUCGCAGAUCAAGUCGUAGGCAUCGUUCGCUGCUAGUAAUCUACAUUAUUCUCUGGCUCGGCAAUGGCUCUAGGAUUAGUGCAAUCGUAUGUUGUCGUAGUAGGAUUUAGUCCAUGUAGCUAAGAAGCGAAUGUCUGUCUGUACGUAGAUGAUCAAGGGUGCCACCCCGGUCUGUUUUAGGCUGCGUUUGGCAGCAAAGUUUUUUUAAAGUUUUCUGAGAAUACCGUGGUUUCUGAAAAAUACCAUGGUUUUGAAUA
Molecule: messenger RNA, 1191 nt
Organism: Triticum aestivum (bread wheat)
Lineage: Eukaryota; Viridiplantae; Streptophyta; Magnoliopsida; Poales; Poaceae
Exons: 4
Coding region: 264-953 (229 amino acids)
Source: RefSeq, a predicted model, not a curated record